Molecule: messenger RNA, 783 nt
Organism: Durusdinium trenchii
Lineage: Eukaryota; Dinophyceae; Suessiales; Symbiodiniaceae
Source: the annotation of a GenBank genome assembly
GACACAUUUGGUGCAUAGCCUCGGUACCUGAUGCCCAAGAGAAGAGAGACAGAGGCCACACGCCGUCGACGUGCGCAAUUGGCCAAGUAUCGUCAGGGACCAAACGGAAAGUGGGAGUCCAAUGCAAAGAAGGCAGUGGCGAUUCGAGUGAAGCGACAAAGCCUCCGCAUUGGCCCAUUGCUCGCAAGUUGUAAGGCCAAGAAGGUUGCCUUGGAAGCCAGGAAUUUUCAAGCUGCUCUACGCCUGGUCAAGGACCUGAGGGAUUGUUCAGAUGAGGCCUGCCUACAAUCACUGAUCGGUGAGAUCAGUUCUCUUUCAGUGACAGCACCGCUCUUGCGAAGGACUCUGAUUCCAAAAGUCUUGCGAGAGGUGUCUGCCAGGUUUCCCAAUGUCCGAGAGCAGGUGACCCCAAUCAUCGCGAAGUGGCGCGCUGUCUAUGCACAAGAGGAGCAGCGCGUCGCAGAUAGGCAGCACCAAGCGCCGCGGAGGAGACCAACUUCCUCAUCAGGCAGCUCCUCCAGUUCAUCGUCUUCAUCUACGCCCGAAGUGGUGAGAAUGCCUCAAACACCUGGGCCUAGCAGGAGAGCUUUGAAGCAGCGGCGCAUUACCUUCUUUUUGAGAUAAGACCCGCUCGUAUGUGGUCUUUUUCGAAGUGUUGCGCGACUUGUGUGUAAAACAUCCUCUACGGCUAGCUGCCUGUGACAAUUCGAUCGAGUUGAAUCGAGUCGCUAAGUUUUUCGAGGAUUGUGUUGCAACACUUCCUGCCUACGCCCUGAUCCGAAG